UAAUGUGUAAUACAAUUACCUUGGUCGAUUUUUAAUUAUUAGAUAAUAAAAUGUCACUCAAACGUGGCCGGUAAAAUUCAAAUCAAUGUGUCGAUUACAUCACUUCAGCAAACAAGCACGGCGCUCGAUGUUGCUCGCAUAAAGCCAAUUUUAUGAAGAUAAACAACUUGCUCGGGAUAAAAACACUUAUUCAAAAAUGAAUACAAGCAGAAUAACUAUAACUCAGGGGAACACAGAUAAAAACGAUGGUCAAACGAAGGCAUCUAUUGCGUGCAAUACGGUACUUGGGCUUUGGGCGAUCUUCGGGAACACCAUCAGUCUUGUCAUCUUCCUCAAAACGAAAAGUCUCCGAAGGCGAAGAUCAAACUACCUACUCGUCAAUCUGUGCAUCGCCGAUCUCCUUGUCGGUAUCUACUGCUUGUUUCACGCUAUUUGUUCUCUGGGAGCGCUACCCUCAUGGCGUAUUCAUGACGCCUUUUGUAUUUUCGUUUUUCCUAGUUUUGCUGUCUUCUCAAUUUUUUUAUCGGUCAAUUUUCUUGCCGCUGUAUCGGUGGAGCGUCUUGUUGCAGUCGCCUUUCCGUUCUAUCAUCGCGCAACGGGUAAGACAUUUUACGGUCUCCUGAUCGGGACUCCUUGGCUUCUCGCCGGUAUUAGUACAGUGACAAUAGUGUGCUUUCCUGCCCCAGUUAUCGAUAUCUCAAUUACCUUUGUCGUUGUCUACGUCUUCUUGCCUCUUUUGAUAAUGUCUGCUGCCUACACCGUCAUCAUGAUCAGAUCCAGGGCGAGUCAUAUCAACGGACACGGAGCCCGUGAAAGAUUGCGUGAUAAGAAGCUUGCCGUCACGCUUCUCAUUGUCACGCUGGCGUCACUAGUUACAUGGAUGCCCUUUCGUUUUUACUGGGCCAUACUUAUCUUAGAUUUCCCGCUUUAUAAUUAUACUGUAAACAUGGCUCUCUCUUUUCUCCAAUCUUCCAACUCUUGCAUUAACAUCGUUGUGUACGCCUGGAGGAUUCCUGAGUUCAGACAGAUUCUGUUUAGGCAUAAACCUGUUGCGACCAAUGUGCAAGGUAGAGCGAUAAGAAUGGAAUGCAGAACAGACGUCAAGGCACGCUAGGUGAGCCAAUAGAUAUGCACCAUAUGCAGCGGGGAGAACAUACCCAAACACACGUGCAAUUGGACGUCAAAACUGACUGAGCGAUUUUUUUGGAAUAAGACAACCUGGAAAUACUUUAAUUUCCCUAUUAUUUGGACGAUUCACCGUCGGGCAAGUAGAGUAGGUACAAAAACAUUGUAUGCAGCGUGGAAAAUUAUUAUUAGACAGAAAUUACCAUUAGGUUAUAGAAAGGAGAAAUAAUUGUACAUGCAAUUCUUUUCCUAUUUAUUGGUAAAAAUAAA
This is a messenger RNA of Nematostella vectensis (starlet sea anemone), 1395 nucleotides long. Its product is annotated as substance-K receptor-like. NCBI's taxonomy places the organism in Eukaryota, Metazoa, Cnidaria, Anthozoa, Actiniaria, Edwardsiidae. The record is from RefSeq and is a predicted model, not a curated record. Gene Ontology annotation, biological process: G protein-coupled receptor signaling pathway. Bases 197 to 1114 code for a protein of 305 amino acids. Gene Ontology annotation, cellular component: membrane. The transcript has a single exon. Gene Ontology annotation, molecular function: G protein-coupled receptor activity.